CUGUGAUGGAGCCUGGUAUUAAGAGUGCUGUAGCAGCUGAGAGGAAUCUGCUAGCGGGUCGAACAAGAUCCAGUGAUGAUAGAAGGAAAACCUCUGAACAGUGAAGAGAACUUGAAGCUGGACUGACCUGAGUUAUAACCUGUGUAGGGGACCCCCAAAUCCAUACCAUGGAUGUUCCAUUGGGUGAAGGCACUGCCACAGAUAUGUACCCCAGCUCCCAGGUAGUAAUGGGAAGGAAUGGCCUGCCGGGGGCAGAGAGGUAACAAGGAGAACUUCUCCCCAUCUGCCUCCUCCUCCUGCUGUCAGGAUGCUGUACGCGCGGGCUCUGCUGGGAGGUGUAGUCCUGCAGCAGCCAUCCCCCCGAUAGGCCCUGAUGAAGAAUUCCAGCCAGCCAGGACUACGCCUCCCACAAUGCCAUGCGGCAGGCUUCUCCCUCGGCACAAUGAUUGGCCUGUGGUCCUGAGGAAUGAUGUCAUUACAAGAAAGCAGAGAAAGACAGAGAGAACUCCCGAGCAUUCAUUGUGCAUGGAGCGGAGGACCGGGCUGCAUUGUCAUCACAACAUUGUCCCUCAGGACCCUCCUCGUCCCCCCAUGACCUGCUGAUCCCCUGUCCUUCUCAUCGUGUAUGCAUCCCCCUCAAGCCUCCCUGCGGGGGUGCUAUAGGCAAACUGAACACCUGCCAGAAUCCAAUGUGAUUACUUUCAAUUGUUGGUGGUUCGUGAAACAAGACACCCCGUGAUCAGGUUCAGAAGUGAUGUCUGGAAGGCAGCUGUGUAAAUGAGUAUGGAAGAUUAUGACUUUCUAUUCAAGAUCGUACUCAUAGGAAACGCCGGCGUAGGGAAGACCUGUCUGGUGCGGCGGUUUACUCAGGGUCUCUUCCCCCCAGGCCAGGGGGCCACCAUCGGAGUAGAUUUUAUGAUUAAAACCGUGGAAAUAAAGGGUGAAAAAAUAAAGCUCCAGAUAUGGGACACCGCCGGGCAAGAGAGAUUUCGUUCCAUCACCCAAAGUUAUUACCGCAGUGCCAAUGCGUUGAUCUUAACCUAUGAUAUAACCUGCGAGGAAUCUUUCCGUUGCCUUCCAGAAUGGCUGCGGGAAAUCGAACAAUACGCUAACAAUGAAGUCAUCACUGUGCUUGUGGGGAACAAGAUCGACCUGGCAGAGAGAAGGGAAGUCUCCCAACAAAGAGCUGAAGAAUUUGCCGGAACCCAAAACAUGUAUUACCUAGAAACUUCUGCCAAAGAGUCGGACAACGUGGAGAAACUUUUCCUGGACUUAGCGUGCCGCCUCAUCAGCGAGGCCCGGCAAAACGCCUUGGUGAACAAUGUAGACUCCUCUUUACCGGGAGAAGGGAAAACCAUCAGUUACUUGAACUGUUGUAAUUUCAACUAGUGGACCGGAAAAAGCAAAAAAAACAAACAAAAACAAACAUUCACUAUGGGCUGAAGGCCUUUUUGCCAGAUGGUUUCCCUCUGGUUGAUGUUGCUACAUUUCUGGCCAUGGCGAGCAGAGGACCAAUACGGAGGUCACCAAAGUUUGGUGGUGGGGGCGGCCAAGAGUAGGACACAAAGUUGUGAGUCCUGUCGACAAGUCUUGGGUACAACUUGGAGCAUAAAACCCCAUAUAUAACGUGCUGCAUACUACGAUGGGUUUAUGUUCAACCUUUUUUGUUUUCCUUUAUAGUAGAUAAAAAACAGCAUCUUCAAGGGAGCAGAAGACAACCGCCCUAGUAGGUCUAUGAGGCUAUAACUGAACAGAGAACUUUUUGUAACUUUAUUAUACUUAUUUGGAAUGCUAGCUCUAAUGUUAAUGCAACUUUUUGAGACAGAGGUCGAUCAAUUGUCCCAACCGGGAACUCGGAUUCCUUACAUUUUAUUAAUUUCCAAUGGACAGUGAUGGCAGGAAGGGCAAUCUUCAUUGACUAUCUCCACAAAAGAAUGAACGUUGACCCUUAUUUUGCAUUUUAUAACCCUUUAAGAUCUCCAGCGUUGAAUCUUAGCUGCCAGUAUCGAUCUAUAUUUUGCCAAAAUAUCCUUUUGUGAACGGUUUUCAGUAGAGAAUCCACUGCGUGUACAAAAAUAUCAUCUUACAGAACAAAUACGGGAUUGGACGGGGGUGGGUGGGAUAUUAGCAUUUAAUGGUUUUACAGGGUAGGGCCUACCUAGUCAUGUCUGUAGAAUUUUGCAAGCGGAAUAUGCACUGUAACCUAUAGCAUUGGGUCUUUUUUACUAUUUCACAAUGGCAUCCCCCUUUCGAAAAAAUGAAUAAACACAUGUCUGGGCUUCGCUUUCCACCACCUUUAUAGAGGAAAUAUUUAUCUGCAUGGUUUGGUGAUAUUACAAAUAUAAACUUUAGCAGUACGGGAAACUAUAAAUAUUUUCUCCAUAGGCUACCAUAUAGCCUUACAGGCCAACAAAUAGCCUAUAUGCUUAAGUAUAUAGCUUUAAUUAUAUAGGUUCAUAGGUUAUCAUGGUCAUGUCGUACUAGGCCUCAGGCUUCAUAACCUGCCAUACACCACAAUGACUUUUAGACCCAUGUGACCCCCCACCCAUCGCUUAGACGUAACAUACCAUGUGACAUUGACUCAUUUGUCCUCUAGGCUCCAGUUUUCGUAAGCUCAUUAGCCACCAAAGAUUCUUUUCAUUCAUUUAUAUUGAAAAAACUUAUUCGGGGGCGUUGUACAGAAAUCUCUCAUCUUGGUCCCUAUCUUCAUUGAAAGAUCUAAAUUUUAUAUUAGUAUGCUUUUGGAGUAUGGCACAAAAUUGGAGUACCUGGAGGAAACUCAUGGGAACAGAGGGAGAACAUACAAACUCUAUGUAGAAGUUGCCCUUGUUCUCAUUCGAACCCAGCAGCAAAGUGCUACAAAGCGACCUUGGUAACCACAGAGCCACUAUGUUUAGGGUCUAGAGCCUCAUAAUGAUAUGACAUUCAUAUGAUUUUAGGCCUAUGGGACACCAAAAAUUCAUCUAGGUUAUGGUCUAAACAUAAGUCUUUAGAAGUCUUCUAAGACUCCACCACUGAUUCAUAUGUCUUUUAGGCCUCAAAUGCCAUAGGCCACCAUAGAUAUAUAGUAUGUGUCUCCAGAAGUCUUGCAGAACUUAAAAGGGUACUCUGCCUCUAGACAUCUUAUCCCCUAUUCAAAGGAUAGGGGAGAAGAUGUCUGAUUGCGGGGAUCCUGCCGAUGGGGACCCCCGCGAUCUCCCUGCUGCACCCAGCAUUUGUUUUGAGUAGUGGUUCUAAACCUGGGGUGCAAGUACCCCCAGGUGUACUUAGCAGUUCUCCAGGGGGUACUUGAAAAAAAAAUCAGUAAUGGCAGCCACUGGUUACUGGUCUGGGCCACUUUGAAAGAAAUGGUAGGCUGACGUCACUGCACUGAGGCGCGGAGCAGGAGGACAGAGAAGGGGAAGUGCGGGCAUCGGGCUGCUGUGGGCAGGAACUACCAUCAGCUUUGUUGCUCCACUGCCCCUGCAGACCGGGGACCUACUGCUAUGAACCAUAGCAUUAGGUCCCCUGACCAGAGGAGCAGUGGAGCACAAAAGUGGGACAGUAUGGCGGCCUACAACUAUAUAUGGGGACAGUAUGAUGGCCUACAACUAUAUAUGGGGGCAGUUUGGGGACCUACAGCUAUAUUUGGGGGCACAGAGGGGGCCUUAAAACUUUAUGGUGACGCAAAGUGGGUACUGUUACUGUGUGUGACAAUAUACAUGGGGAGUUUGUAAAUAGGUGGGUAUUGUACUGCAGAAAGAAGCCUAAAAUAUUUGUUUGGCUGGUUCUGUGGAGAAGUCUUAAUGGCGGUCUAGGCCAGAUAGUGAAGAAAACAACUCCGGUUAGAGAAGACGUCACCUGUAAAUCAGGGGACUGGGGAGAUAGGGAGAGGAACAGGGGGCUGGUUAUAGUGGAAAGUAAAGCAUAGGAAUUAUACUAUAAUCUUUACAAAAUGUCUCUAAUAUAGGGGUACAGUUUUUUGGGACUGGGCUGUCAAGGGGUACUCAGGCAAAAAAGUUUGAGAACCACUGAUUUAGAGCAUCGGGUUCAGCGUAGGAGGCUCGUGAUAUUACGGCCAUGCCCCCUCAAUGCAAGUCUAAGGGAGGGGGCGUGACGCCCCCUCCCAUAGACUUGCAUUGAGGGGGCAUGGCCGUGAUGUCACGAGCCUCCGCCCCGCAUCGCCAGUCAUCCGGCACGGAGAGAAUUUUGCUCCGUGCACCGGAUGUCCAGGGCAACCGAGAUCGCGGGGAACCCCAGUGAUGCGACCCCCACAAUGAGACAUCAAAUGAUACGGUCUAGGGGAGGAGUACCCAUUUAACCUUCAAAGGCCCAAAAACCAUCACUGAUUCACGUCUUCUAGGCUCAGUCAUCUUAAACCACCACUGAGUCAUGCGUAUUCAUAUGUUGUUAGCUUAUGUGACAUCGUAGACCGUAUUUGAAGGUUCAUAAGCCACCAUUGAGCCAUAUAUCUUCCUAAAUCUUCUAGGCCUUGUUAUUAUAAUCUACUACUAAUUUUUAUGUCUUUAUAUGUUUUAGAUAGGCCUUUGUGUUGCCACAUAUCAUAUGUCUUCUAGGCUUCAAUCUUCAUUGGCCGCCAUUGAUUCAUACGUCUCCUAUGUCUUCUAGGCCCCAAUCUUCAUUGGCUGCCAUUGAUUCAUACGUCUCCUAUGUCUUCUAGGCUUCAAUCUUCAUUGGCCGCCAUUGAUUCAUAAGUCUCCUAUGUCUUCUAGGCUUCAAUCUUCAUUGGCCGCCAUUGAUUCAUACGUCUCCUAUGUCUUCUAGGCCCCAAUCUUCAUUGGCUGCCAUUGAUUCAUAUGUCUCCUAUGUCUUCUAGGCUUCAAUCUUCAUUGGCCGCCAUUGAUUCAUAAGUCUCCUAUGUCUUCUAGGCUUCAAUCUUCAUUGGCCGCCAUUGAUUUAUACGUCUCCUAUAUCUUCUAGGCUUCAAUCUUCAUUGGCCGCCAUUGAUUCAUACGUCUCCUAUAUCUUCUAGGCCGCCAUUGAUUCAUACGUCUCCUAUAUCUUCUAGGCCCCAAUCUUCAUUGGCCACCAUUGAUUCAUACGUCUCCUAUAUCUUCUAGGCCCCAAUCAUCCUAAGUCUUCAUUGGCUUAUAAGGCACGUGACACCAUAAAUUCUUAUGUCUUGUAGGCAUCAGGUAUUCAUUUUCGAAUAUGAUAUCACAGAUUCACGUCUUCAUGUUUGACGUUUCUCAGUGUAUCCCAUUGGCUCAACAGCUUUGUAUGACCACGAUUCAGCGAUAAACUUCUGGGCUUUGUAUGUAGAAGCCAUUUGGUUGCUGUGGAUCCAUUAUUACCCCAUAACUUAAUGUCUAACAUGUGUGAGCUGCAUAUUUCAUGGCACUAACCAAAGCGAUACCGAGACGAUACCAAGGACUCUGUAGGCCUUUUGAUUCCACCACUCAAAAAAUGUUUAUCUCCAUCUUAAAGGGGUACUCCAGUGGAAAUUUUUUUUUUUAAAUCAGCUGGUGCCAGAAAGUUAAAGGGGUUA
Messenger RNA from Hyla sarda, 5488 nucleotides. It is a transcript of the gene RAB30, whose product is annotated as RAB30, member RAS oncogene family. Lineage: Eukaryota; Metazoa; Chordata; Amphibia; Anura; Hylidae. Gene Ontology annotation, molecular function: GTP binding; GTPase activity. Gene Ontology annotation, biological process: Rab protein signal transduction. The transcript is spliced from 8 exons. The coding region runs from base 778 to 1389 and encodes 203 amino acids. The record is from RefSeq and is a predicted model, not a curated record. Gene Ontology annotation, cellular component: trans-Golgi network.